AUGACUGUUUCUUCCACUUCUGAUAUUGAAAUAACCCUCUGGCACACUUGGGCCCUGACUGUCACUCAUGAGGCAUGUGAAUAUACCAAAUGGAAAUUCAAUGCAGAGAAGACAGGAGGAGACCCAGUUAUACCUUCUCCAAACCUAGACACUGAUCUGGUGAUGGCUUGCAAUCAAUUGGUUGAUUGCCUGAUAAAGGCAUAUAAAAAUCCCAUUCAGAUGCAGAUCAAUGUUGCAAGAUAUAGCAAAUUGAUCUCCCCAAAGGACACCAGGCAUAAUAAAAAGAGAAAGGAGAAGUUGCUUGAGAGGUGUCCCCCUGGCCAUGAGGGCACAAAGUUGGUGGAGAUACCCACCACAAUUCUUGAUGCAUCCGGUGCCAUCAUCACAUGGUACAUCCCAGACACCCUGACUGAUGCCACCCAGAAGGAAAUUUGGGCAGCCUCUGAUUUGCUCGCUCCAAUCCUCAAAAAAAGUGUCAAGCUUGAUGGCAAUUGGCGAACUAAUCAAGAGUGGUUCAAACCAAGCUUGGAAAAUGAUGUCUUAACUCCCAGAUGCAUCAAUUUGUCUCCAGCAUGGUUUCAACAGGGGCACAAGAAUCAGUCAGAUCCAGAGGUAUCUACAUCAUUGAAGGGGGCAUCCUCUGAGAAGAUCCUCAAAGCCAUUGCGAGGCCAGCAGCCAUUGCAACAGUGGCACUCAGGGUGAUGCAUCCCAAGCAGUACUGGGCAGGUUUGCAAGCCUUUUCAAGCCUUGGAGAAAAGGCAGAAAGCAAGGAACUGCCAAAGAUGUCAGAGACUCUCCAGUACUGGGCAUCUGUGUUUAACAGCCUGUCCAUCAUUUCCAAUCAGGAAACCCCCAAUCAUCAAGACCAUUUAUCUAUUCCUGAAUGCUUUGACAUUCUCAUUACUGUGGGGAAUUAUUCUAAUGCUUGGAUGAGCAUGCCAAGCCUUCAGCUGGAGUUCAGAAGGAUUGUGAGACAUGGGGUUCAUGCAGUGGAAGGGGAUCAGAUUGCUUGGGCAUGGUAUAUGAGGGAUUUCAUUCAUGUUUAUGCUGGGGUUCCAUCAUGUGGAUGGGCUAGGGUGGAUUACAAACAGUGA
Messenger RNA from Suillus subaureus, 1095 nucleotides. RefSeq lists its product as uncharacterized. NCBI's taxonomy places the organism in Eukaryota, Fungi, Basidiomycota, Agaricomycetes, Boletales, Suillaceae. The transcript is spliced from 5 exons. Bases 1 to 1095 code for a protein of 364 amino acids. The record is from RefSeq and is a predicted model, not a curated record.